Molecule: messenger RNA, 1188 nt
Organism: Aureobasidium pullulans EXF-150
Lineage: Eukaryota; Fungi; Ascomycota; Dothideomycetes; Dothideales; Saccotheciaceae
Exons: 2
Coding region: 1-1188 (395 amino acids)
Source: RefSeq, a predicted model, not a curated record
AUGCGCAGUAUCGAUGCUUACUUCAACCGCACAUCUGUCACUACAGAUCUUGCUAAUGGGGUUGCUGUCUGCAAAGAGGUCAACGUUGCCACUGCUGCUGCGUCAUCAGUGGUUGAUACUGCCACCAGCCUGGUUGGUACCGUCGCAGGAGCAGCAACUGGAGUUGUUGGCGGUGUAGUUGGUGGCCUCGUAGGCGGUUCGGCCUCAACCUCGAGUUCGUCGGUCACCCCUACUCCUACUCCUGCGCCCACCACUCUUAGCACCUCGGCCAAGGCUCCUUCGCUCUCUGCCCAAGCCACCGUCUCUUUCACGACUAUUAGCUCAGCUUGGACUGGCAAAACUACCUCGACGACAACUCAAGUCAACGGUCUCUCCGCCACCGUCAUUGUCCUCACACCUGGUGUGGUAGCCGCAACCACCUCCUCUUCCACUUCCAGCUCAGGCGGCUACGUCUACAUGACCACUACCACCGACUCAGGCACAUUUACCGCAGUCCAAACCAAGACCUUGCUCCCCACCAUUGGCACAACAGCCACCGUUCAAAUCAUCUACCCCACCCCCGUCACUACCUGCAGUAAUACUGGCAUCGCCUACGCCGGCUACACAAACUCCUUCGCCGGGGGCCAGGCGACCUACGGCUACCCCAAGUUCACCCCCACCGUCUACAAAUCCGCCAAACCAUCUCAAACCGGCAUCACAAACUACAUUGCCGAAGUCAACAGUGGAAGCACGGGCGCCAAUGUGGCAUACUACGGCCGCACCACCACGACCCAAAAUUGGGUCAUCGAUCAUGUGUUUUAUCUUUUCGCAAGACAGGAUGGUUAUUAUUCUUUCAACAUCCCUUAUACGGAUGAUUUGCAGAUGGUGUGGUAUGGAGAUAAGGCUGUUAGUGGAUGGACUAGGGACAACGCGGAUAUUGUGCAAUUCUGGAGUUCGCAGAUUGCUGUGCAGACGCCGCAGACUAUUGCUGUGUACUUGACUACUGGCAGUUAUCUUCCUCUGAGAGUUAUGUUUGCUAAUGGUGGUGGCGCCGGUGAAUUGGAUUUCAACAUCUAUGGACCGGAUGGAAGUACUAUUCUUGCUUCGAAUAGGGGAUUGGGUACGGGAAGUUCGUCGAUUGAUAUCGUGCAGUUCCCUUGCGAUACUACCCAGGGCAAGAAGUUCCCUGCCUGGGGCGCUGAGACUUGA